Molecule: messenger RNA, 468 nt
Organism: Sphenostylis stenocarpa
Lineage: Eukaryota; Viridiplantae; Streptophyta; Magnoliopsida; Fabales; Fabaceae
Source: the annotation of a GenBank genome assembly
AUGGAGAAGAAGUUAAGGAUAAAGAAGAAAGUAUGGAUGGGGAAGAAGUUUGGGAUGGAGAAGAAGUUUGGAAUGGAGAAGAAUCUACUAAUUAAGGAAGCAGAACAAGUUAAGGAGGAUGGAGAAGAAGUUAGGGAAGGAGAAAAAGUGAAGAAUGAAGAACAAGUUAGGGAAGGAGAAGAAGUUAAGGAUGGAGAACAAGUUAGGGAAGGAGAAGAAGAAGUUAAGGAUGGAGAAGUAGUUUGGGAUGGGGAAGAAGUGAAGGAAGGAGAAGAAGUUAAGGAAGAAGAAGAAGAAGAAGUUUUGGAUGGAGAAGAAGUUAAGGGUAAAGAAGAAAGCAUGGAUGGGGAAGAAGUUUGGGAUGGAGAAGAAGAUAAGGAUGGGGAAGAAGUUUGGGAUGGAGGAGAAGUUUGGAAUGGAGGAGAAGAACCAAAGUAUGGAGAAGAAGUUAAGGAAGAGGAAGUUUAG